Molecule: messenger RNA, 1531 nt
Organism: Colossoma macropomum (tambaqui)
Lineage: Eukaryota; Metazoa; Chordata; Actinopteri; Characiformes; Serrasalmidae
Gene: card19
Product: caspase recruitment domain family, member 19
Exons: 5
Coding region: 63-689 (208 amino acids)
Cellular component (GO): mitochondrion
Source: RefSeq, a predicted model, not a curated record
CCCUCAUGUGAUGGGCGUGGCCGACGUGUCCAAACACAAAGGGCAGGACGAGAGGAUUCAACAUGGGAGACAGCUUCCAUGAGCAGUUGAAGGUGGACAGCUGGUUCCUGAAAUCUGACCGUCGUCUGGACACGGAGCUGGUGGAUAAGCUGAUUCUGCAGCUGAACCGAAUCUACCCUCAGAUCCUCACUGACAAGGAGGCCACCAGGUUCCGGGACCUGGACGUGCCCACCUGUGUGCGUCUGGCUGAGCUGCUGACGUACCUGCAGGACAAAGGCGAGGAGGCAUGCAGAGAGUUCUACCGCGCUCUCCACCUGCACGUGGAGGAUGUGUAUUUCAGUCUGCCCACACGUCUCCGCCGCCGCACAGACUCUGUGGAUCCAGUCCCGAGUCCAGCCGUCAUCCCCACUGACAGAUUUGUGUUGAAUAAGCAAGGUAAUCUGCCUUCACUGCACACAGAGCCGUGGUUUUACAUACGUACAAUUAAGCAUUUCUCUUCUCUCAUGAUCCUGUUUCCUGUUGAUCCAGGGCCGCUGUUCUUUCUGAGCUGUUUCUCUGCAGUUGCAGGAGCAGCCCUGGUAUAUUACUAUGGGGACUUUAAGGCGGCGUCGGGCUCGAGCAGCGCUCUGGGUCUUGCUGCUCUGGGGAUCGGGAGGAGGAUCAGAGAAGUUCUCAUCUGGUACACAUAGGACUGACUGUUAACGGUGUUACCAUGGAAACCAUGGCGAUACUGCAGAUACCCAGGUUUAAGUGCCUCGCAACAUCCGACUUCAGGGUUUUAACAUGAAUCUGUACAUACUGGAGCUGUAAAUAAUGUAACAACUGCCGUUUUUAAAGCUUCUAUUUUUUUCCUCAGAGAUGCUGGUGGGUCACACGAUGGGCAGGCACUGGUUUAGUAUCCCAGCUCAUCUGGGAUGAGUUGAUAAGCGUAGAUGAGGAAUCACACUCUCAGAAGUCUAAAUUGGCCUUAACAGUUACCAAGUACCUGCCAUUAGUGGCAUGUGUUACUGAUUAUUAUUAUUAUUAUUAUCAUUAUUAUUACUAUUAUUAUUAUUAUAUGGUCUUUAGGGUCUGUCUUGUAAUAGUACCUCCAGAACAGUGAUCACCAACUCUCCUCCGAAAAUCUUCCUAUUUACAGAGUUCAAAUAUAACCCCUUAUUAGGCUGUUCAGACGAAUCACUCCUUUGACCAGAUGGAUGUUUUUGGUGUUUCUGAGUUUGUGGUUGAACUUGGUAGAUCUCCAGGGAGUUGGUGACCGCUGACCUAGAAUAUAUUUAAAUGCACCUUAACUACAGAUUUGACUGACAAGCCGCACACUCCAUAUGAAAAUGUGUAAAACCACAUUCCCUUAAUAAAAAAUAAAAGUUGUGUGCAGACGUUUGGGCGCCCCCAGUCAAAUAACACGCAUUUGUUGACUUGCUAAGUAAAUAUGUGAACACAUCCUCGACAGAGACACACCUCUGCACAUUUUAAUACACAAUUACUGUUUAUUUACUGAAUUUAACAUACUGGAAAAAGAAAUAAUACACCA